Molecule: messenger RNA, 5241 nt
Organism: Closterium sp. NIES-65
Lineage: Eukaryota; Viridiplantae; Streptophyta; Zygnematophyceae; Desmidiales; Closteriaceae
Source: the annotation of a GenBank genome assembly
AUGGCCUCACAGCCGCGGUCCUUCCUUUCCGCCGCGCCUCCGCUCAUCCCCGCCUCUCCGCCUCCCCCGCAGUUACCAUACACCCCUCCCCCGGCGGCUCCCUCCCCCCCGCCUCCCGCCAACUUUGCGCCACGCCCGCUUUCCGCCCCGCACCCGUUAUCCGCCCCGCCGUAUCCGCUCUCCGUUCCGCCGCAUCCGCUGCCCGUCUCCACGCGCAAGCCUGCAGCGAAAUGGGUCCGCCAGUGCUUUCGUGUGCUCGGCGCGCUAUGGCUCCCUCCAUACGCGUUACAGGGUGGUGCAGGAGACGGUUCUCAACAACGGCAAGUGCAAAAUGCGAGCAACUGCCUCUCCAUGCCUCAAUCCUUCUUUCCCUUCCCGCCCCAUGUGCUGCCCUUUCCCCCUCCCCUUUCUCCCCUUCUCCCCCCUCUCCCCCCUACCCUUCCGCGUCUUUCCCUUCCCCCAGAGGCGCCGGACCCCCCUCCUGCCAGCGCGCCCAGGUCCGCCUCGCCCUUCCAGCUGCACAUGCCGCACCUGCGCCCCUUCCCCCCGCCCCCUUUCCCCCCUGCUUCCUCCGCCACCCCUCCCCCCCCCUCCGCCUCAUCCUCCCGCGCGCCAGGCCCCUUCCCCGGCUUCCCCCAAUCGCCUGCCAACGCUACCCCUCGUGGUGCCACGUGGCAGGGUGCGAGUGGCGCUGCUGGUGCCUCUGGUGGGGCUGGUAUGGGCAUGGGUAUGGGCUAUAUGGGAAAUAACGCCUCCCCUGGUUACUACCCGCCUCCCCCUCGCCUCUCUAACAUGCCUCAGGUCACCCACAUGCCAAACCUCCCCCACAUGCCCAAUCUGAACCUUCCCCAAAUGGCAAACAUGCCAAAUAUGGCAAACAUUCCAAAUCUGCCCAACCUGCCCAACAUGCCCAGCAUGUCCCAUGUGCCGCCCAUGCCCAACCUUUCCAACGCCCCCUCGUCCUAUGGGGGCUCCUACUCUCAGCAGAUGCCCACUUUUGGCUACGGGCAGGUGAACGGGCAGGCUGGGCAGGUCCAGCAAAUGGGACAGAUGCAAAUGCAGCUGCAGCGGCAGCUGCAGCAGCCGGGGCAGAUGGGGGGUCAGCAGCAGCAGCAAAUGCCCCCUGCGCCUGGAGGGGGCAUGCAGGGGCAGGCAGGGCAAUGGCAGGGAGGGCAGGGCGGGCAAGGGGGAGGAGCGGACCCCACUCUGUGGGGCUCUCCCAUUGCAGCAACUCCACCACCAGCAACGCCAGCAGGAGCAGCAGCAGCAGCAGGAGCAGCGUUGAGAACGCCCUCUCCUCUCGCCCCUGUCGCCGCCCCCACCUCCCUGUCGGGCGGCGGGCCGACCAUCUUCCGCCUCUCCCUGCCCUCCGCCGCCCACCUCUCACCUUCUGCUGCCGCCCUUGCCGCCCGUGGCGGCAUGCCAGCGGGCGGCCCGUCAGGAAUGGCGGGCGGCGGGGCAGCAGGUGGGGCAAGUGGAGGCCAGUCAGGGCCGCCUCAUGACGCCCGCUCGCACUCUCCCGCUAUCCCACUGGGGCCGGGGCAGGGCGGGCACAUGCAGGGGCAGGGGCCGGGGCAAGGUUUAGGGUUGGGGCAGGGGCUAGGGCUAGGGCUGGGGCUGGGGCUGGGACAGGGAAUGCAGAAUCAGGGGGCAAUGGCGCAGGGGAGUGGCGGCGGCGCACUGCCUUUCCCUGGCGCUGGCGUAGGUGGUUCCCCUGCUGCUGUCAUGCCCGGGGGCAUGCAGGCGGGGGUGCAAGGGCAAGGGCAAGGGAGUAUGCCUGGGGCGCACGCACAUGCAGCAACAGGGGGGUCGAUGCAGGGGCUGGCCAUGCUGCAGCUGCCCGCUGCUGCUCAUGGCAGUAUGGCGGGUGGUGCGGGCACAUACCCAGGGGGCGGGGGAGGUGCAGGGGGAGGGGCAGACGGAGGGGGGGGUGUGGGCAUGCAGAUGAGCGGAGGGGGAGCAGUGGUAGGGGAGGCAGGGAGGGGAGGAGGGGGGGCGUGGGGUGGAAUGGGCGCAGCCGCAGCAGCGGGAAUGGCCCCUGCAGGCUCCCCAGCUGCAGCAGGUGCUGCAAGCUCAAGCGCCAUUCCCAUGCCCAGUGCAAGUGGGUUGGGCUGCAUGCAAAGCGGUGCAGGUGGCAUGCAGAGUGGUGCUGCAGGUGCAGCAGGGGCGGCAGCGGGGGAGGAGCAGGUGACAGCAGCAAGCGGGGGUGGUAGCAGCAUAGGAACAGGCCUGGGCUUUGGUCUCUCUGCUUCUGGCAGUGCUGCUGGCGCUGCUGCUGCUGCUGCUACUGCUGCUGCUGCUGCUGCUGCUGCUGGGGUUGGCGGGCCAUUGGGUGGAGGUCCGUUUGUGUGCGGUGUGGAUGGGUGCGGAAAGGCGUUUCUGGAUGCGGGGGGGUUGAGGAAGCACUCGAACGUGCAUGGGGAGAGGCAGUUCAUGUGUCACUACGAGGGGUGUGGCAAGCGGUUUGUGGACAGCAGCAAGCUGAAGCGCCACUUCCUCAUCCACACGGGCGAGAAGCGCUUCUUCUGCCCCUAUGAGGGGUGCGGCAAGGCAUUCUCGCUGGAUUUCAACCGCCGUUCUCACAUGCGCACGCACACGGGGGAGAACUACCACACGUGCCCGAUCCUAGAGUGUGGCAAGCGCUUUGCACAUGAGAACAAGCUGCGCAUGCACCUGGCGUCAGCACAUGGGGAUAAACAGCAGCAGCAGCGAUCUGCAGCGCGCGAGGGAUCAGAUGGGUCGCAAGACGAAGGUGCGGGGAGGUCGGAGAGGGAGGGGCGGAAGGAGGGCGAUGGGCAAGGGAGAAAGAGUGAGGGAGGUGGUGCGGGGAGCAAGGAGAAGGGUGGGCGAGGGAGGAGGAAGCGAGAGGAGGAGGGGGCGGCAGGAGAGGGGAGUGAGAGGGGAGGAGAGGAGGAAAGGGGAGAAGUGGAACGGGGAGGGAAACGGAGGCGAGAUGAGGCAGAGGAGGAGAGUGAGGGGGGGAGUGAGGAGGGGAGGGAGAAAGGGAGUGAGAAAGGGAGGGGGUCAGAGAGUUGGGUUCAAGGGGGGGAGGAGGGAACUGAGGGUGAGAGAAGGGGGUUUGGGAAAGGGGCAGAGGGGGAUGGGGAGGGCGACGAGGGUGGGGAUGGGGAGGGGGAGGAGGAGAGUGAGGAUGGGGAGGAGAGGGGGAGUGUGGCUGAUGGAUCGCAAAAAGGAAUGGCAACAAAGCGAGGGCGAUUCCUGAAUUCCAUUUCAGAGUCAGGAGAGGGAGGCGGGGUGAGGGAACCCUGGGGUAAGGGCAGCGGGAGGGGGAGGGGGCGGGGCAGGGGUCGUGGAAGGGGGAGGGGGAGAGGGCGGAGAGGGGAGGAGGCAGGAGGGGAGGCAGGAGAGGGGGACGUGGCGGAGAGCUAUAGAGGGAGAGGAAGGGGAAGGGGGAGAGGCAGAGGCAGGGGAGUGGGGAGGGGCAGAGGGAGAGGGAGAGGGAGAGGGAGGGGGAGAGGGGUAGGUGGGUCAACAAGGGAAUGGAGUGAUGCUGAGAAUGCCCGUGGCACUGGCGGGUAUGGUGGGGGUGCGGGUGGUUAUGGGGGUGAGCUUGGAGCAGAGGAGGAUGGGGAAGGCAUGGAGAGGGAGAGUGAGCAGGGUGAUUAUAAUGAGGGGGAGGAGGUUACUGGGGCGAGUGACUUAGGCGAUGGGGAAGGGGAGGAGGAAGGGGAGGGCGCGCUGUAUGAUGAAAUGGGGAGUGAGGAGGAGGGGGCGGAUGAUGGGGGCAUGGGCAGUGAUGCGCUGGAUGCUGGUGCUGAGAGUGAUGGGUUCGGGGAGGACAUGGGGGGUGGGGAUUCGAUGGGGGAGGGGGGGGGCAUGGAGGGGUAUGGUGGAGAAGAGGAGGAGGAUGAGGGAGGGGAGGAGGCGUGGCGGGAGGAAUUGGGAGGCGAGGAGGGAGAGGGAGGGGGAGGAGUGGAGGGAGGGAAGGGAGGAAAGGGUGCAGGGGUGAAGAAGGGCCCGGGAGGGCAGGAGGAGCAGGAGGAGGUGCGGCCGAAGAGGCGGCGGCGGCGGCGCAAGCUGGAGGAGUCGGAGCGCGUGUUUGCGUGCGGGGAGGCGGGGUGCAGCAAGCGGUACUUCCACGACUACAAGCUGCGGUUGCACCUCAAACACUUCCACGGCGUGGCGCUCGCUGAUGACCCACCCGCUGCUGCUCAUGGCGGUGCUGGUGGAGGGGACGGGGGAAGGGGUAGACGACGAGGGAGAGGCGUGGGGAGGGGAGUGGGGAGGGGAGUGGGGAGGGGAGUGGGGAGGGGAGUGGGGAGUGGAGAGAGAGGUGGUGGGAGAGGUGGCACGGGUGUGUCAGGGUAUGGUGAGGAGGAGGAGUUUGAUGGUGCAGGGAGUGCGAGGGGUGGGUAUGGGGAGAGUGUGAAUGAGGAGGGGUAUGAGGAUGAGGAUGGGAAUGAUGACUAUUCCAGGGGUGACUAUAACGAGGAGUAUAGUGAUUAUGGAAGGGAGGAAGAUGUUGAGGAAGACGAGGAUGCUUAUAUGGAGGAUGUGCCGUUGGGGCAACGCCGGCCUCAUUCUCUCUCCUCCUCCGCUGCGCCUUCCUUGGAAGCUAAGGCCGCACACUCACCCCCCAAAAUGGCGGGGUACAAGCGCACCAUACCCCACUUUGAAACGGGUAUUUACAAAUCGCCGGGGGUGUUCCUGGCGGACUCGGAGUACGGGCGCGCGCUGGACUGCCUCGUCAAGGCGUGCGCGGACUUCUUCAUCCUCAAUACAGACAGCUCCGAGAACUGCAAAAUACUGCUGGGGAAGCGCAAGGUGGAGCCGCAGCCCGACUGGUGGUUCAUGGGGGGGCGCAUGCGGCCGGGGGAGAAGCCAGAGGACAGCGUGGUGCGCCUGCUGAGCAGAGAGCUGGGCGUCACGGUGGAGCCCGGUGCAGUGCGGUUCCUGAGCGUGCACUCGUACUGGUGGUAUCGCCGCGUGCAGGCGCCUGUGGAGAACGGGACGUGCGACAUCAGCGGCGUGUUCACUGUUGCCAUUGGGGCCGACCAGGCAGCUGCUAUCAAACUGGACGAGGAGGAGUACAGUGAUUCCAAGUGGGUGAGCAUAGCGGACAUCAUCAACGGGGAGCACUACCACCCCGCCCUGCGCCAGUCAGCCAGGGACCUCAAGGCGCGGUUUGCCUGGGAGCGCCUGGAGAGCCUCGUGAAGGGCGGUGCCGGAACAGAUGCAGAGAUAGCAGAAGCUGCCAGGAAGUUGGUGUCACUCAACUGA